GGGAGGGAGUAGCGCAGAGCAUCCCCACGGCAAUGUCCAAGGGCUUGAAGAAGAAAAGCCACUGGACGAGCCGAGUCCACGAGAUCGUGAUCGUGAGGAACCCGGAGGGGCAGCUGGGCUUCGAGCUGAAGGGGGGCGCCGAGAACGGGCAGUUCCCCUACCUGGGGGAGGUGAAGCCCGGCAAGGUGGCCUAUGAGGGCGGCAGCAAGUUAGUGCCGGAGGAGCUGCUGCUGGAGGUGAACGAGACCCCCGUGGCCGGGCUCACCAUCAGGGAUGUGCUGGCCGUGAUCAAGCACUGCAAGGACCCCAUCCGGCUCAAGUGCGUCAAGCAAGGAGGAAUUGUUGAUAAGGACCUUCGUCACUACCUCAAUUUACGGUUCCAGAAAGGUUCAGUAGACCAUGAGCUCCAGCAGAUCAUAAGAGACAAUCUCUACCUCCGCACGGUGCCAUGCACCACAAGGCCACAUAAGGAGGGAGAAGUCCCUGGUGUGGACUAUAUUUUCAUCACUGUUGAAGAUUUUAUGGAAUUGGAGAAAAGUGGUGCUCUCUUAGAAAGUGGAACAUAUGAAGACAACUAUUACGGCACUCCGAAACCUCCAGCAGAACCAGCUCCAUUGCUGUUAAAUGUAACAGAUCAGAUCCUCCCAGGUGCCACUCCCGGGGCUGAAGGCAAACGUAAAAGGAAUAAGUCUGUGAGCAAUAUGGAGAAGACAGGUAUUGAACCACCAGAGGAAGAAGAGGAAGAAAGACCUGUGAUCAAUGGAAAUGACGUGACAGUAACACCAGAAUCAAGUGAACAUGAAGAGAAGAGUACAGCUGUCUCGGGUGAGGUAUCUUCCACCCAACCUUGUCCUGCACCAGGAUAUACUCAGCCUGAAGAAGCAAAGGAAGAUAUGGAUGUAACAAAGCAGACUAAACCUGAAGAGAAUGACGACUUAGGCCCACUGCCUGAUAACUGGGAAAUGGCUUAUACAGAAAAGGGGGAAGUCUACUUUAUUGACCAUAACACAAAGACAACAUCAUGGCUGGAUCCACGACUUGCGAAAAAGGCUAAACCUCCAGAAGAGUGCAAAGAAAAUGAGCUUCCAUAUGGCUGGGAGAAAAUUGAUGAUCCCAUUUAUGGCACUUAUUAUGUUGACCACAUAAAUAGAAGAACACAAUUUGAAAACCCUGUCCUAGAAGCAAAAAGGAAGCUACAGCAGCAUAACAUGCCCAACGCAGAACUUGGAACAAAGCCUAUGCAGGCCCAAGGUUUCCGAGAAAAACCACUCUUCACCCGUGAUGCAUCACAGCUGAAGGGGACUUUCCUCAGCACAACUCUUAAGAAAAGCAACAUGGGUUUUGGAUUUACCAUCAUUGGUGGGGAUGAGCCAGAUGAGUUUCUCCAGGUGAAGAGUGUAAUUCCUGAUGGGCCUGCAGCACAAGAUGGGAAAAUGGAAACAGGUGAUGUCAUUGUCUAUAUUAAUGAAGUUUGUGUCCUUGGACAUACUCACGCAGAUGUAGUCAAACUCUUCCAGUCUGUUCCUAUUGGUCAGAGUGUCAACUUGGUGCUAUGUCGUGGAUACCCUUUGCCCUUUGAUCCUGAAGAUCCUGCCAACAGCAUGGUGCCACCCCUUGCAGUAAUGGAGAGGCCUCCGGUAGUGGUAAAUGGAAGACAUAACUAUGAAACUUAUUUGGAAUACAUUUCUAGGACUUCUCAGUCUGUUCCUGACGUAACAGAUCGACCACCACACUCCUUGCACUCCAUUCCAGCAGAUAGUCAGCUUGAUAGCACAUUCCCACCAGCUGCCCAUGAUGAUAAUGUAUCAAUGGCUUCUUCUGGGGCCACCCAAGCUGAACUCAUGACCUUAACCAUUGUGAAAGGGGCCCAGGGCUUUGGCUUCACUAUAGCAGACAGUCCUACAGGACAGAGGGUGAAGCAAAUUCUAGACAUUCAGGGAUGUCCUGGUUUGUGUGAAGGUGACCUCAUUGUUGAGAUCAACCAGCAGAAUGUACAGAACCUGAGCCAUGCAGAAGUAGUGGAUAUACUUAAAGAAUGUCCUGUUGGAAGUGAAACUUCUUUGAUUAUCCAUAGAGGAGGUUUCUUUUCUCCAUGGAAAACUCCAAAGCCUAUGAUGGAACGAUGGGAGAAUCAAGGCAGCCCUCAAACGAGCCUGUCUGCUCCAGCUAUGCCACAGAAUAUUCCCUAUCAACCCACGCUUCAUAGGAGUUCAUUUCCUGAUUCCACAGAGGCCUUUGAUCCACGAAAACCUGACCCAUACGAGCUAUAUGAGAAAUCAAGAGCUAUUUAUGAAAGUAGGCGUCCCGAUUACAAGGAGCUGGAUGUUCACCUUAGGAGAAUGGAGUCUGGAUUUGGCUUCAGGAUCCUGGGAGGAGAUGAGCCUGGACAGCCUAUUCUCAUUGGAGCAGUAAUUGCCAUGGGCUCAGCAGACCGAGAUGGUCGUCUCCAUCCUGGUGACGAGUUGGUGUAUGUAGAUGGGAUUCCAGUGGCCGGCAAAACCCACCGAUAUGUGAUUGAUCUUAUGCAUAACGCUGCCCGAAAUGGGCAAGUGAAUCUUACUGUGCGGAGAAAGGUGCUACCCACAGGAGAACCGUGCCCAGAGAAUGGCAGAAGCCCAGGCUCGGUGUCUACGCACCACAGUUCUCCAAGAAGUGACUAUGCUACUUAUGCUAACAGUAAUCACGCUGUCUCUAGCAGCAAUGCUACACCCCCCGAGGGCUUCACUUCCCACAGCCUGCAAACCAGUGACGUGGUCAUCCAUCGCAAGGAGAAUGAAGGCUUUGGCUUUGUUAUCAUCAGUUCCCUGAACAGGCCCGAAUCUGGGUCCACAAUAACUGUACCCCAUAAAAUAGGGCGGAUAAUUGAUGGAAGUCCUGCUGAUCGCUGUGCAAAACUUAAAGUUGGAGACCGGAUCUUAGCUGUGAAUGGCCAGUCUAUUAUCAACAUGCCUCAUGCAGAUAUUGUGAAGCUCAUUAAAGAUGCAGGUCUCAGUGUAACACUUCGCAUCAUUCCUCAGGAGGCUUCCCAUUAUACAGAGCUGAACAGCCCAGCCUCGGCCCCCAGCUCAGAGAAGCAGAGCCCCAUGGCCCAGCAGCACAGUCCCAUGGCUCAGCAGAGUCCUUUGGCCCAGCAGAGCCCUGUCGCCCAGCAGAGCCCCGUCGCCCAGCCACCACCUCCACAGCCCCUCCAGCUCCAGGGACAUGAAAACAGUUAUAGAUCAGAAGUAAAAGCCAGACAGGAUGUGAAACCUGAUAUCCGGCAACCUCCAUUUGCAGACUACAGGCAGUCCUCAACGGACUACCGACAGCCUCCGCUGGACUACAGGCAUCCUCCAGUGAUGGAUUACCAGCAGCCACCACCUCUCGACUACAGGCAGCCACCCUUGAUGGAUUACAGGCAGCAUUCACCUGACACCAGGCAAUACCCUCUGUCAGAGUACAGGCAGCCCCAGGACUUUGAUUAUUUCACUGUUGAUUUAGAGAAAGGAGCCAAAGGUUUUGGGUUUAGUAUUCGAGGAGGAAGGGAGUACAAAAUGGAUUUGUAUGUGCUGAGGUUAGCAGAAGAUGGACCAGCAAUAAGAAAUGGAAGGAUGAGGGUAGGAGAUCAAAUCAUUGAAAUCAAUGGAGAAAGCACAAGGGACAUGACACAUGCCAGAGCAAUAGAGCUAAUCAAGUCUGGUGGCAGGAGAGUGCGAUUGUUGUUGAAACGUGGAACAGGCCAGGUCCCAGAAUAUGACGAACCAAACUCCUGGAGUGCUCCCUCUGCCACCUCCCCAGGUCUGCCGGAAGUAGCUCUUUCCCUCGAAGACAUAAUCUCACCAUUAUCUUCAUCACACAUAGCCCCACCCUCUGACCCUUCUCACCAGAUAAGCCCAGAGCCAACAUGGGAUAUCAAGAGGGAACACGAUGUAAGGAAACCAAAGGAGCUUUCGGUGAACGGUCACAAAAAGAAAAGGUUAGGAGAACAAAGAGAAAGGUCAGCAAGUCCUAAAAAGGUAGAUAGGUCAAAGCACGAAGAGGCUUCUUGGAAAGGAUAUUCAGAAAGCAAAAAUAAGACCACUGAUGGUGGCAGGCCCACCUCAGAAAGCAAAGCGGUGGGACACAGCAUUAUGAUCGAGGCUGGCGCGAGAGAGCACGUGUGUGCUGGAACCAGUGAUGAACAGUUUGGGAGGCUGAGGAAGCCAGAAAGCAAGAGAGGAGGAUCUCUUGGCAAAAUAGAUCACAAAUCCACAAAUACCAGUGAGAAGUCAGCUGCGGCAUCCGAUCUUGUCAAGCUUGAUAUAGGUGCUACCAAGACGUACAGUAGCAACCGCUGCAGUUCGCCUGGAAGUGAUAUGGACCACAGCCAGAGGGACCCUGAUGGGAAACCCAGCGAGUUCCCCAGGAAGGGACAUGUCCAUUCCAUUAGCACUCGCAGCACCAACGCCACAGUUCGAAAGGCAACGGUCUCCCCGGGCCCAUGGAAAAUCCCCGGCUCAGAUAAGCUACCAAGCGUCCUGAAGUCUGGUACUUCUGCCAUGAGCAGAUAAGCAAGGGACUGUUGCCCUCUAACUGUCUCAAACUGACACAGAACAUUCUUCUUAGUUUUUGUCUCACAUUGGUUUGUUUUAAUUUAUUUUAACUAUCACACAUACACACAAAGCAUUGAGGAAUGAAAACAUUAGUGUAUAAUUCCAUGACAAUGUGCACAGUAUCUAAUAAGUUCAAGAGCAUAUAGUCAACACGGAGAUUUAAAAUCGACCCUGAAGUCCCGGUUCCAUUUUAGGGACUUUGGCAGCUAUGGAAGAAACCAAAACAAUAUGAAGGACAGUAAGUACAUCAGAGAAGGAUAGUGCAGUGUAGCUUUAGCAUUUUUUUUUCCCACUGCAUGAAGGACUUGGAUUUCAUUCAAACUUUGUAUCGAGAAACUGGAACAAGUUAGAGCAAUCACAAACUGGAACAUCGCCUUAAAUAAAACUGCACGGAGCAAGCUGAAACAGAGAGAGGAUCUUUACAUGGAGCUAAAAUGUUGUAAAUAAAUUGUUCUCGACAUAUCUAGACAGGGGUUAAAGGGUUUCUUUGAAGCAUCGUUUGGAACUGUACACCCAUGACACGUCUCCACUGUUAACACUUUGGGAUAGUCCACGUGAUACCCUGUAGCAUAGUUCACUGGGCGCUACGGGAGGAGUGGGGAAUCCAGUGAAUUAGUUUCUGUGAUGCCAUUUCUACUGCCAUUUUUGUGAACAAACCAUGUUUCUGUACAUUGGAAAGGAGUUGUUAGGGUGGAGUUGUAUUUGCAAAUUAUUCUCAAAAGCAAUUGAUUACAGGUUCCCCAAAUCCCACGAGGUAGCACGCAAGCCAAUUGGUCAGGCUCAAAACCCAGACGUCUGCAAAGGCCCUUGCAAUGAAAGGAAGAGUGCUACAGAGAAAAAGCUGCAGUUUCCUUAAGGAAAGGCCUUUCCCUCCUGCAGAAAAUGAGAGCUUCACUUACCAACAGUGCUAUGUUUCAUACCCAUCUACAUUCGGUUAGGACACUCUCAGCUUUCAUCCCCUCAGUUUGGCAGAGCAGGUGCCUUUCAGGCACACCUUAAUAAUUAGACUGGUUUCUGAAAUACAGUUGUCAGUGUCAUCAUUCAGUAAAUUCAAUAUAUUUCCAUUUUUAAAAUGGUUUCUAUUUUAUCAUUUCUUCCCUACCUCCAUUUUUGUUGUUGUUGUUGUUGUUGUUGUUCUUUUUUUUUUGGUUCAUCUUUCUUGCUUGUCUGUUUUGAAUUUCAAGCCUUAAGUGCCAGGUAAACAUUCCAGUCUGCCUUCACAGGAAAUAACUCCGGGUUCAGUCAAUCAGUCAUUAUCUCGUUUCAAAAAGAUGCGUGUGUGUCUGUGUAAGUGUGCUUAUGCUUAUCUGUCUGUCAAAAUUCAAACAAAAUUCUGGGCAAUAAUACAUUGGUAAUUUAAAAAGAAAAAAAAUUAAAUAAAGCUAAGUACUGUCAAAAAUUUGUAUUUAAAAAUUACUGUUCUCUAGCAAUCUUAGUUCCUCACAUGCUCUGCUGAAAAAAUUAGAUUGAGAUUGGCUUUGUUCCAAGAAAUUAGCACAUUACUGUAUGUCUCAAACAUUGCACUGGACUGAGAAAUUUAUAGGCAUGUUUCUUCCUGUCCAAUUAUUUGAAAAGCCUCAAGUCAAGGAUUUUGCAGCUUUCAAACAAUUUUUUUUUAGAAAGAAAAAUCCAUUUAUCGUUUCUAAAAAAGCACAAGUCCAUGUAGCUGUUUAUAAAACUCUUAUUUAAUGGUUAAAAAAAAAAAAUCUUUAUCCCCUGAACUAGAAUCCAAUAUAAUUUGCCAUUAAUUUAUUGAAUCUGAUUUUGGACAAUGCUUCUGUAGUGUAGAUGCACGUCCCGGUAUCUUAUUUUUAUGUAUAAAGAAAGUAAACAACGAAAUCUGAAAAAACAGUUGAGAUUAUGCUUGCAUAAACUCUAAUUUGCACAGUUCACAGCUACUCCUUGUGCAGUAAUUGCUUUAUGCGGCUGUAAUCGAUAACCUGUGAAGACAGCACAUCAUCUAAACCCCAUUCCAAAUAAUAUUUCUGUGUAGUGUUAGCUGUGAAUUUACCCUGUACAGCUCUAUCUCUAUAAAUAUAAUUCCAUGUAUUAAUAGUCACAGAAAGGCUGUAAGUGAGCAACUAUUUUUAUGAAACGCACCACUAUGGAUAAAUUAACUUUUACAGAAAUCUUGUUUACUGUAUGAUAUU
Colius striatus (speckled mousebird) is the source of this 6721-nucleotide messenger RNA. RefSeq names its product membrane associated guanylate kinase, WW and PDZ domain containing 2 (gene MAGI2). The coding region runs from base 33 to 4529 and encodes 1498 amino acids. Gene Ontology annotation, cellular component: cytoplasm; dendrite. The record is from RefSeq and is a predicted model, not a curated record. Gene Ontology annotation, molecular function: beta-1 adrenergic receptor binding; type II activin receptor binding; signaling receptor complex adaptor activity. NCBI's taxonomy places the organism in Eukaryota, Metazoa, Chordata, Aves, Coliiformes, Coliidae. Gene Ontology annotation, biological process: signal transduction; receptor clustering. The transcript is spliced from 21 exons.